Anguilla anguilla (European eel) is the source of this 523-nucleotide messenger RNA. Its product is annotated as high affinity immunoglobulin epsilon receptor subunit gamma-like. The record is from RefSeq and is a predicted model, not a curated record. The transcript has 5 exons. NCBI's taxonomy places the organism in Eukaryota, Metazoa, Chordata, Actinopteri, Anguilliformes, Anguillidae. The coding region runs from base 141 to 416 and encodes 91 amino acids. Gene Ontology annotation, cellular component: Fc-epsilon receptor I complex. Gene Ontology annotation, molecular function: IgE receptor activity. Gene Ontology annotation, biological process: cell surface receptor signaling pathway.
UUGGCCACUUCCUUCCCCUGUCGCGAGCUACCAGCGCGUGUGACUGCAACGCCUCGACAGAGACCACUCCGCCGGAUUCAUCGACAGAAGUCAUCUCCGAGUCGAACUCUGGUCACGCUUCAUACUUCGUGUCUAGAAAGAUGAAGUUUAAGCCCUUGUUUUUGAUCGCUUCACUGCUGAAUUUUGGAAGCGCCGCGGCGCAGAUGGAUUCAACGGCUGUCUGCUACAUUUUGGAUGGAAUCCUAUUUGCUUACGGCAUCGUCUUGACUGUGCUGUACUGCAGACUGAAGAUGGGGUCAGGAAGCAAUUUAGGUCAUUCUCAGAAAAAACCUGAAGAAGGCAUCUACACUGGAUUGACCCCUCACGCCCAGGACACCUAUGAGACCAUCGGGGGUCAGAAGAAAGGAAUGCCGUGAAAGAGUGCCUGGAAGAAAGGGGGCGGGGUUUUAGCAAAGCCCCGCCCUUUUCAAUUAUGUCACACCAAUUUCCACAUCUGGUUCUCUCAGGGCAUCAACCAUCAGCU